Pteropus alecto (black flying fox) is the source of this 648-nucleotide messenger RNA. Its product is annotated as Fc receptor-like protein 2. Lineage: Eukaryota; Metazoa; Chordata; Mammalia; Chiroptera; Pteropodidae. The transcript has 4 exons. The record is from RefSeq and is a predicted model, not a curated record.
AUGGUUCACUAUGCAAGGAAUCUCUUUAUCUGGAGUGCUCCUAGAGACUUAGUCCCAGGGGUUCAGGCAGUUGAAGGAAAAAUGCUGGUCCUUGUCUGCUCCAUGGCUGAAGGCGCAGGGGAAACAUUCUCCUGGCACAGAGAAGACAUAAAGGAGAGUCUGGGGAGGAAAAGCUAGCAAUCCCAGAGAUCAGAGCUGGAGAUCCUUGUUAUCAGGGAAAGCCAUGCCAGGGGAUACUUCUGUACAGCUGAUAAUAGCCAUGACCUCAUCCAGACUAAGACAGUGAAUAUCACUGUGAAAAGUAAGUAUCCCAAUGUCACAUCCUUCCUCACUAUCAGGGCUUCUGGGGUCCAAGUCUUCAUUGGAGACAUGGUGGAGCUCCACUGUGAGGACAAGAGAGCAUCUCCCCUGAUUCUAUAAUGCUUUUAUCAUGAAAAUAUCCCCCUAGGGAACAUCUCACUGCCUUCUAGAGAAAUGCCCUUUGACUUCUCUCUGACUGCAGAGUAUUCUGGGAACUACCCCUGUGAGGCUGACAAUGGCUUGGUGGCCCUGCACAGUGAGGUGGUGGCACUCAAUAUCACAACAUCACUGGCCUACCACUUCCCCUAUUUCCUUUUCACUUUACAUCAUCAGAUAUGUGUGAAAUAG